AUGGCUUCUGAAUUGCUCAAAAUCAAUGGGGAGAGGUUGAAUAAUACCUUACAAGAUACCUGCACGCAAUAUGGCGCUCUCGCCGCCCCAUCAACAGGCAUGUGCCGCCUCACCCUAACACAAGAAGACAAAGACGUUCGAGACUGGCUGGUCUCAGAAUGCAAAAGCCUAGGCUGUGAGAUCAAAAUCGACCAAAUAGGAAACAUAUUCGCCAUACGGCCGGGCACAGCAAAAGACAAGAAACCAAUCGCGAUGGGCAGUCAUAUGGACACCCAGCCAGCUGGCGGACGGUACAUACACAUAAACAUCCAAGUAUACACGUUUGACUAA
Pyrenophora tritici-repentis Pt-1C-BFP is the source of this 330-nucleotide messenger RNA. Lineage: Eukaryota; Fungi; Ascomycota; Dothideomycetes; Pleosporales; Pleosporaceae. The record is from RefSeq and is a predicted model, not a curated record.